AUGCAUCGUCUUUUUGCUGAACUGGAGCCAUCUUUAACCGUCACAGAGCAAAACCUGGCAGACCGAGUUCGGUAUAUCUUGCGCUCAAAUACAUUUGAUGUCGCCGAACUCGAACGGCUACGACGUGAGGCUGUUCCCUCGUCGGAUGAGAAUGCUACGGCUGAGGAUGCGGCGCCACAAAUGGUAGAGCGCAACCCGCAAACGUGGAUGCCGCCUACGCCUCUCGAAAAUCGACCGCGACUUCCCCGCAUAGCCCUAAGCAAGCGGAAUCGGGCUGUCGUGAGGGCGCUGAACCCAAAGCUGGUGACCUAUUUGGAAGCCAGCCGGGACCUUUGCGAGACGGACUCAAUUCUUUUUGGCGCCGCGCUGGCAGUUUGCCGUAUCAUAGGCGCCAAGGUUUCCACGGCUGGACGCGCUACUGGCCAUAGUAGCGCUAUCCCAGCCUGGAGAAGAAGAAUUGAGGAACGUAUCGCAAAGGCUAGAGGUCUCAUCGGCAGACUGAUAUGCUUCAGAUCAGGCAACAACAGGCCGAGAAUUGUGCGCACCGUCAGGAUAGCGUUUGCUGGGACAAAUAUCAGUUUGUCCCAGCCGGAUAUAACGCAAAAACUGACGGAGCGCAUAGAUGAUCUGAAGCAGAGAAUAGCUGCUUGGGGAAAACGGAUUCGGCGAUAUACCGAGAGGUCGACACGGUUCAACCAGAAUCGUCUCUUCCAGAGUGAUCAGAAGAGGCUCUAUGAAUCAUUGGAGCGACCAAUGGUAAGUGGAACGGGUCCAGCAACCGAAUCAGGCCGACACUGUAGCAUUCUGGCGCGGCCUGUGGUCAGAGCCCGUAAACCACAGCGAGGGCCCUUGGACGGAAGUUGUGGCGAGUCAGUGUGCGGGUAUUACGCCCAUGGACCCCAUCAUCAUAAAGCCGGAUGA
This is a messenger RNA of Parnassius apollo (apollo), 921 nucleotides long. The record is from the annotation of a GenBank genome assembly. NCBI's taxonomy places the organism in Eukaryota, Metazoa, Arthropoda, Insecta, Lepidoptera, Papilionidae.